GUAGCUGACGCGCGGUCUUCCGGUGUGGCGGAAAAAUGGCCGUGGUCCCUGUGCUGCGGACGCUGGCGCGGGUGCUGUCAAGACACAGUCUCUCGUCUCCUCUGUGCAGCAGGACAUCAUCCAGAUGCUUCCACAGAGGUGACAGUCCCGCAGAUUCUCAGAAAGAUGUGAUCGAAAUCCCCUUGCCCCCGUGGCAGGAGAGAACUGAUGAAUCCCUAGAAACUAAGCGUGCCCGGCUGCUCUAUGAGAGCAGGAAGAGGGGAAUGUUGGAGAACUGCAUCCUUCUCAGUCUCUUCGCUAAAGAGCAUCUGCACCACAUGACAGAGAAACAGCUGAACAUGUAUGAUCGCCUGAUUAAUGAGCCCAGUAACGACUGGGAUAUUUACUACUGGGCCACAGAAGCCAGACCAGCCCCGGAGGUAUUUGAAAAUGAAGUCAUGGCCCUACUGAGGGACUUCACUAAAAACAAAAACAGGGAGCAGCGGCUGCGCGCCCCAGACCUGGAAUACCUCUUUGAAGAGCCACGCUGAGCUCCACUCGGGACCCAGUCCGCCUUCCUGCUUCUCCAUAGACACUGCUCCUCUGGAGGUGUCGGGAAGAGUGGACACAGCCGGCCCUCAGAAGGGGACCAGUGUUCCUGGGCCUCCCUCCCAGGCAGUGUGGGGCUUCAACUGGCUGCUGUGGGCCAGGCCUGCCACAAGAGGGCACUGUGGCUCCAUCGUGUUCCUGGGAAGGGACCAGCCUGGCUGCGAGUGCUGCGGGAAGAGCCCUGCCAUCUGCACCCGCUUCCUCUGGCUUUGUUAAAGUGAAUCCCCCUUCCA
Fukomys damarensis (Damara mole-rat) is the source of this 821-nucleotide messenger RNA. RefSeq names its product succinate dehydrogenase complex assembly factor 2 (gene Sdhaf2). Gene Ontology annotation, cellular component: mitochondrion. The coding region runs from base 36 to 530 and encodes 164 amino acids. Gene Ontology annotation, biological process: tricarboxylic acid cycle; protein-FAD linkage; mitochondrial respiratory chain complex II assembly. Lineage: Eukaryota; Metazoa; Chordata; Mammalia; Rodentia; Bathyergidae. The transcript is spliced from 4 exons. The record is from RefSeq and is a predicted model, not a curated record.